Scatophagus argus is the source of this 4404-nucleotide messenger RNA. It is a transcript of the gene zbtb33, whose product is annotated as zinc finger and BTB domain containing 33. The record is from RefSeq and is a predicted model, not a curated record. Lineage: Eukaryota; Metazoa; Chordata; Actinopteri; Scatophagidae. The transcript is spliced from 2 exons. Gene Ontology annotation, biological process: regulation of transcription by RNA polymerase II. Gene Ontology annotation, molecular function: RNA polymerase II cis-regulatory region sequence-specific DNA binding; protein binding; DNA-binding transcription factor activity, RNA polymerase II-specific. Bases 326 to 2188 code for a protein of 620 amino acids.
GUAGUUAUCUUGACCGCAAACCCGGUGUGGAAAAGUAAACAAUUUGCAAAGGAAAUAGCACUAUUUCAUAAUUGUUUUAUGGUUCAACACGAAUUGUAAAUGUUAUAUGUAUAUAUCUUAUAAUGUUAUGAUGUUUCAGACCAAUAGAUUUUAAUCCCACACGACGGCGACUCCUUGUGGCUACUCAAUCAAUGAGGCUGUAGUUAGCGCCGAGUGCGGUUGGCAGGGGAAGCUGUUGUUAGCCAUUGUCCACAGGCAGCUAAGUUGCUACAGUCGGUGGUAGCGGUCCUGCUGAGACUUGGCAGAAAGCACCAGGGUCGCAGACAUGCCAAGUCUAAAGCUGAUAUCUGCGACUGACACACAGUAUUCAGCAGCUGUGCUGAAGUCAAUGAAUGAGCAGCGAAGCCAUGGAUUAUUUUGUGAUGUUACCAUUAUCAUACAAGAAAGGAAAUUCAGAGCUCACAAAACAAUCCUGUCUGCAUCAAGUACAUAUUUCCACCAGCUCUUCAGUGUUGCAGGACAGGUGAUUGAGUUAAACUUCAUCAGAGCAGAAAUCUUUGAAGAGAUUCUCAAUUAUAUUUAUACCUCCAGGAUUUAUCGGGUCCGCUCCGACAUGCUCGAGGAGCUCAUAAAUGCUGGGCAGAUACUGGGAGUCAAAUUCAUUGCCAACUUGGGGUCACCGCUGUCACAAGUUAAGGGUCUGCCUGGUUUGUCUAAGGAGACAGAAAACAAAAAUGACACAUCCACAGAGAUGAUGCCGAUCAUCACAGAGUCAUUCUCAAUAUCUGCGGAGGAAUUCAAUCAGCCAAGCAGACCUGCAGGCAAUGAGGAGGAUUCGGACAGUGAUGUUUUGUUUGUCUCACAAACAGAUGCUCAGUGCCGUCCCAAUCAGAAAUCCAGCUCUGGUGAGGUCAUUGAUUUAGAUUCAUCUGAAUCAGAAAAUGUAGCAUCAAAGCAAAGUGAAGAAUCAAAUCAAGCAGUUGCAAAACAUGCAGAAAAAGACCAAACCCCUGUAGGAACACAUACUGCAAAGCCCCCCAGCAUCAGUUGUCCAAAUCCUAGUUUGCCCAACACCAGCCCUCUGCGCAGUCCAGACAGCAGCUCAAAUAACUCAUCUUCCCCUGCAAGAGUUUCCUCAGGAAGUGCUACCACAACUCCAGCCAGGUCAAGCAGUUUCACCCCUGAUCCCUUGAGUGCCUCUCAGCCCUCUGAAAACAGUGAUAUAAUGGGAGUCCACAAGAAACAAGUUUCGACUUCAUCUCAGCAAGGGGAUUUCAAAAUAAUGCUUUCGGAUGUGUCUGAAGGCCAAGCAAAUAAAACAAACAUUCCCAAGACGACUAUAGCAGCGAAGAAGACAGUACCGUUCAAUGCAGCCACAGAGAUUGAUUCAAUUUCAUCAGGCUGUAAAGUGUAUGCCAAUAUUGGAGAAAAUACUUAUGAUAUUGUCCCAGUGAAGGAAGAUCCAGGUGAAGGAGGCUCUAAAGCCAAUAAAGGGAAGAGGUCAUUAAUGGCAACGCCUUUAAAACCCAUGGAUAAAACAAGCCCCAACAAGAAGAGGACCAAAACAGAGCUCGAGGAUCACUAUGAGCUGAUCAUGGAUGGGAAGACUUUCUAUGUGUGCAUCGUCUGUAAACGUCCCUAUGUGUGUCUGACAAGCCUGCGCCGUCACUUCAACACCCACUCGUGGGAAAAGAAGUACCCAUGUCGGUACUGUAACAAGGUCUUUGCUUUGGCUGAGUACAGAACAAAACAUGAAAUCCACCACACAGGAGAGAGGAGGUACCAGUGCUUGGUGUGCAAUGAAAUGUUUAUGAACUACCAAGUAUUGUCAACCCACUGCAAGCAAGUCCACAACCAGGAUCCCAGCGGGAGGAAAGAGAAGGACGACACAGACAACAACUUAUACCGACUACUGCCGUGUAAAACGGUGCAGAUGAAACCAUACUCAUGGACUACUGACGGGCCGGGGGUCCCUGUCAUAUCCGAGGAUGGAAGCGUGCAUCAUAUAACCACCACUGGAGAAGACGUCCGCUCUUCCACCCAAACCAGGAUGCUGAACUGGGAUGACAUAUUUGUUGAGCCCAAUGCCCACAUGCCUCCUGAUGCUGAUGUCCGACCGGGGUCAACCAUAAACACUCCUCCACAGGGAGCCACAGAGUUUGACUUUGUUAUACCAGAGACCUACUGAGCAACACUGACUGCUUCUUUACCUGUGCCUUUUAGGUGCCUCAACCCUUUUUUUUGCUCUUUGGUUCCAUGUCAACAAUAUUCUUCCCUUCAGUUUUUUCAAAAUUUUUGGUGUUAUGUGCUGAACGUGGUGAUGAUGCAUGCGAGAAUAAUGUCAGAGUCGCGCAGGUGAAAUUGAUCAACGGUGAACUCGAAUUUGUGAGUAUGCCAGAUCCAGCUCUAGAUUACACCAACAGGAAACAAAAGCUUGAAUUUGUCAGUCGUACCAGAUUCAGCUGAAGUUAAAUGGAGACGGAGGGAAUAUUGCAGGACAGAAUUGCAAGGUGACCAUACAUUGAUUCAUGUUACUCUGCUUGUGUAAUAGCCUUGAUCUUUUUGUAUAAUUGCAGUUCAUGAUAAAAACAUAGAAGUUGUUCAAACGCAGUAAAAUUGUUAAGAAAAUAAUUAAAGUAAAUUUCAUACCAGAAGCAAAAACUGCCCUGGAAAUAUUGGGUGGAUGAGUGUAUCAACAUAUAAAUCAAUAGUCAAACCAACAGAGUGUGACAUGAGCAACCAUUACCAACAAAAUCAGCUGACUACCACCUUGAGCCUAACUUAAGAAUGGCUAAGAUGUAAAGAGCAAAGAAUUUAAUAUUCCACUGCUGUAUAAUGUUUUUGUUAACAUUUUUCCCUCCUCUCAGAACCCUUCUCAAACAUUUAUUGCAAUUUACAGUCAUGCUGUGUUCCUCUGAAACUGUAAGAAACGUCCACACCAGUGACAACACCUUUGGCUUGAGCCAGUAAUUAUCAUGCAUUCCUAGUAAAGAUCAUAACAGCCUACUUGCUGUUGGCUAUAUUGCAUGUCAUUUCUAGUAAAGAAACAUCUAUAUGUUACAAUAUAAAAUGUGUGUUUUCUGUUUAAAAAAAAAAAAAGUACAAAUGUCGGAAGAUAACAAAUAGUCAUACCCGUCACAAACACCCAUCUUUUACUCGAGUGGUUAGCACUACCUGUCCAGUCUGGUCUUGAGCACGCAGCUGAUACUGCAGGUUUGUGGUAUGUUCACCUGGUGUUACAAGUGAUGUGGUCACAUGCUGGUUUGCUGUGGACCCAGUGUAGGAUUUCACUGUAUGAGGCGAAUUACAGCUGUGCAGACUCAGACUAAUGUUGAUUUCUUUUGGUCUUCAGUUUCAAAUUUUGUAUUGCCCUGAAGAUUUCUGUACAAGGAAUGAAAUGCGACAUUUGAAUGGUUUUCUCUGUUUCAACUCUGGUUUUUGUUUUUUAACCCAUGUUGCCUAAAUCUGUCGAUGACAUUAAGCAGCCUGUUGAGCUCCAUUUAUUAAAAUGGAAAUGGGGCUACCUAUUUAAAAUAUAUGAACUCUCAGCUGAUUUUUUUUUGUGUGUGUAACCAUUAUGGUGUCGCAUAUUGAGAUAUAACAAGAUUACAUGAAUUUUAAAUCAAUUGACAGCAGCCGCAUCAAUCGUGAAUCUCAAGUCUGUUUUGGAGGAUCAGAUGGAGAUUUUAGCAGACUGAACUGAUCAUUCCUGGUAUUCAUUUUAGAGAGAGACCAUUUUAAACCUAAUUCUGUAUAAGAGAAUGUUAAUUAUGUUGUGAAAUAUAUUUUUACAUUGUCCGAUUGCUGCCUGUCCCACAUGUGGGUGGCAGGGAAGAUGUACAGUGGUUAUUCGUCAGUGACUGGAAAUCCAGGCAUGAUUUAUUUUGUGUUCAUUAAGCACUUGUUUUAUUUUGAUACACCUGUAAUUUGCCAUUAUAUAACAUGUUAUCGUAAUACCAAAAUCUGCCAGCUACAUAGCGGAGGCCAGAGGUUUUGCGUACUAAUGGGACAAUAAGAGUGACAUAAACUGAGGAUUAUUUCAGUCUGUACACAUUAGCACUUGGCUUUUGAUCUUUUUGUAAUAUUUUUACUUUUUCACUUUUUACCAUUGUCUCAAAAUGUAGUGAUUGGUAAGUAUGAGUAAAAAAGAAGUAGCAUAAAUAUGAGAGUCUUUUUAGUGUAAUUCAGUAAAAUCAUGCUGGCUUUAGAUUAACUUGGUGUGUGAUGUACAGUGUAUAUUUUUUUUCUUACUAUUUCAGAUGGAUUUUUUUAGGUCUAUAGCAGUAGACAAAAUGAAAUAGUUAUGAAAUACUGCUGCCAUUGUACAACCUUGUACAAAAUGUUCCUUUUCUGUCAUUUGGCAAUUAAGGUUCCCGGAUGGUAAAUAAAUUAUUCUUUUACAAA